Alosa sapidissima (American shad) is the source of this 1410-nucleotide messenger RNA. RefSeq names its product mitogen-activated protein kinase kinase 6 (gene map2k6). The transcript is spliced from 12 exons. Gene Ontology annotation, biological process: protein phosphorylation; MAPK cascade. Gene Ontology annotation, molecular function: ATP binding; MAP kinase kinase activity. The coding region runs from base 277 to 1350 and encodes 357 amino acids. NCBI's taxonomy places the organism in Eukaryota, Metazoa, Chordata, Actinopteri, Clupeiformes, Clupeidae. The record is from RefSeq and is a predicted model, not a curated record.
GAACGUUAGCUCGCAGGGGCUCACACUGAUCCAAGUUAGGAGCUCUCAGCUGCUAGCCUUGGCCCAUCAUGUAAGGGCUGCUGAGCUUUCUUUGCAGAGCAAUUGCAAAAAAUCCCCCGUUUCCAGGCAGAUUUGCACGGUGUGCAAUUCGAAUUUCAUUCUUUGCACGGAAGCAAGCGGACCACACGUCUAAAUAGCCCAAGUGCAUGCGAAUCCGGGCUUGGGUUUUGCACCUUUGUUGCAAAGCAAGCCCGCUGAAGCUCCAGCGCGAGGGAGAUGGAGGGAGGGAGUGAGAGAGAAGGCAGAGUCUUUUGUGCUUCCCCUCCCCCCCACAACAGCAAAGGGGAAAUGUCUAAGGGAGGUAAGAAGCCAAAGCCGGCGCUCAGGCUGUCUAAGGAGGUGUUUGAGCAACCUGCCCCGGCAGCCGCACCUCCCAGAGAUUUGGACUCCAAAGCCUGUGUGACGAUUGGAGAAAAGAACUUUGAGGUGAAGGCCGAUGACCUGGAGGAGAUUGGCGAGCUGGGCCGUGGGGCGUACGGCGUGGUGACCAAGAUGCGGCACGUGCCCAGUGGCACCAUCAUGGCAGUGAAGAGGAUCCGGGCGACGGUGAACACGCAGGAGCAGAAGCGUCUGCUGAUGGACCUGGACAUCUCCAUGAGGACGGUGGACUGUUUCUACACAGUCACUUUUUAUGGGGCACUUUUCAGAGAGGGUGAUGUGUGGAUCUGUAUGGAGCUGAUGGACACGUCCCUGGACAAGUUCUACAAGCUGGUCAUCGAGAAGCACAUGACCAUACCAGAGGACAUCUUGGGCAAGAUCGCCGUAUCUAUUGUGAAAGCAUUGGAGCAUCUCCACAGCAAUCUGUCGGUCAUCCACAGAGACGUGAAGCCCUCCAAUGUGCUCAUCAACACCCAGGGCCAGGUGAAGAUGUGUGACUUCGGCAUCAGCGGCUACCUCGUAGACUCGGUGGCCAAGACCAUGGACGCCGGCUGCAAGCCCUACAUGGCGCCUGAGAGAAUCAACCCGGAGACCAAUCAAAAAGGCUACAACGUCAAGUCUGACAUCUGGAGUUUAGGAAUCACUAUGAUUGAGCUGGCGAUCCUGCGUUUCCCGUACGACUCGUGGGGCACGCCCUUCCAGCAGCUGAAGCAGGUGGUGGAGGAGCCGUCCCCCCAGUUGCCCCCAGACAAGUUCUCCCCCGAGUUCGUGGACUUCUCCUCCCUGUGCUUGAAGAAGAAUUCCAAAGAGCGGCCAAACUACACAGAACUCAUGCAACAUCCCUUUUUCACCUCGCACGAAUCCAAAGAGACUGAUGUGGCCAGCUUUGUCAAGGUCAUCCUCGGCGACUGAGAGGGUCGACCCCCCCCCCCCCCCCCCCCAUCUGAUCCGGCCUGACUCAAGUGCCCCCCU